This is a messenger RNA of Psylliodes chrysocephalus, 330 nucleotides long. The record is from the annotation of a GenBank genome assembly. Lineage: Eukaryota; Metazoa; Arthropoda; Insecta; Coleoptera; Chrysomelidae.
AUGGUGACUGAUUCUCAAAAGCACAUACUUGAACUAGACACAAGUCGCAUUUUAAAAGCUCGUAGCAUUCAAAGAAAUAGACUUGGAUUUUUUCAAGUUCCUUCUUUAAACCUCAAUGCAUCAUCCUACGUCGAUCUUAUUGACAGGCAGGAUAAAAUACCAGAACCAUCAAUAUCAAAACUGAUAUCCAAAGAAGAUAUCCAAAUGUUUAUGGCACAAGAAGAAGGAGACUUGCCACUACUACUUUUGACAUGCCACACUCAAGCAGUUGAAAGAGCAGUGAAGACUAUUACUGAGGCUUCAGCCAAGUUGAACAAAAAAAAAAUAUGA